AUGACCGGUCAAAUUUUAAAUGCCCUGUUUGAUUCUGGAGCAUCGCAUUCAUUCAUUGCAUUUGAGAAGGCUAGUGAGUUAGGACUGAAGAUUGUGGUGUUAGGUUACGAUCUGAAGGUGUAUAAUGCCACCCACGAAGCCAUGAUAACUAAGUUAGGGUGUCCACAAGUUUCUUUUAAGGUUAAACAACGCGAUGUUGUUCAUGACUUGAUCUGUUUGCCGAUGACUGGCCUCGAUCUUAUCUUGGGAUUGGACUGGUUGCCUAAGAAUUGUGUUUUGUUGAACUGUUUUGAGAAAUCAUUGCAUUUUAUGCCUGAAGGGUCAGAAGGGCCGGUUGUGGUGAAUGGUUGUUCCUUGAACUAUGUGGUAGUAAACUGUUCAGGGCAGGAGUGUCAAGGUGUUAUGCUUCUAGCCGCGAGUGUGUCAGGCGAGGAACAAAGCUUAGAGCAAAUCCCAAUUGUUUGUGAAUUUCCUGAGGUGUUUCCUGAUGACAUUGAGGAAUUUCCUCCUAGGUGA
This is a messenger RNA of Arachis ipaensis, 516 nucleotides long. RefSeq lists its product as uncharacterized. Gene Ontology annotation, molecular function: aspartic-type endopeptidase activity. Gene Ontology annotation, biological process: proteolysis. Lineage: Eukaryota; Viridiplantae; Streptophyta; Magnoliopsida; Fabales; Fabaceae. The record is from RefSeq and is a predicted model, not a curated record.